This is a messenger RNA of Aspergillus lentulus, 4779 nucleotides long. RefSeq names its product putative protein kinase (Gcn2) (gene cpcC). The record is from RefSeq and is a predicted model, not a curated record. Gene Ontology annotation, molecular function: protein binding; eukaryotic translation initiation factor 2alpha kinase activity; ATP binding. Gene Ontology annotation, biological process: negative regulation of G2/MI transition of meiotic cell cycle; DNA damage checkpoint signaling; regulation of translational initiation by eIF2 alpha phosphorylation. Lineage: Eukaryota; Fungi; Ascomycota; Eurotiomycetes; Eurotiales; Aspergillaceae. Gene Ontology annotation, cellular component: nucleus; cytoplasm.
AUGCCUCACAAGCAGAAGAAGAAUCCUAGCCAUGUCCAUAAAAACGGCUCUCCCCGAGCGGAGAGGAAGCAGUCGACGUCGAAUACCACUCCGCUUGCUCAGCCUGGACUAGCGACGACGAAUUACCGGGAGAUCCACCAGAAUGAGGCCGAGGCGUUACGCUCGAUCUAUGGUGAUGACUUUGAAGAAAUUGAGCACAGGCCUUCCGCCUGGCAGCAAUCGGCCGAUGUGGCGUUCAAGCUUCAUCUACGUGCUUCCUCAAAUCCCGAGGUCCGUGUUGAUUUGCUAGUUGAGCUGCCAACGACAUAUCCCAAAACGUAUCCGAAUCUCUCGCUGGGUAAUUCGGAGAACAUUCGUCACAGGGCUAGGUUAAAAAUUCAAGACAUUAUUCGAAACAAACCGAAAGAGCUGCUCGGCUCUGAGAUGAUCUAUGAACUCGCCGUGUCGAUACAGGACGUUCUCGAGGAUGUUGCCCAGGCACAGGCCCAGGAUAAGGAUCUACCAAGUUUAGAAGAGGAACGCAUGGUGCAAGAAGCUGCUGCCAAUCAGCGUGCAGAGUUGGAACGGCAAGAAGAGCUUCGAAAACAGGAGGCGGCCACAGCGGAAGAGGAGCGAGCUCUACAGCAGCUGUUGGAGGAUAAACUCAGAGAGCGCACGAAGGCUCGACUCUCCAGGCGAAAGAGUAGGUCUUCCGGUACAGGCCUGUCCGGCUCCGUCGAUGCGGUUGACCACUUUCCCGACGCCAUUACUUUUGAUCCACCAUUAAUCAUAAACGACACAAAUGAACAACCGCUAGCUUUUAGUGCUGUAUUCGGGAAGACGCUUCUACAGUGCAGUCCAGGAAAGCAGACGUUCACGGUCAGACCCGUGGUGUCCGAGAGCCGCUCGCAUGCACCUCUUAUCGUCCUGAAAGAACUUUCUCUCGAUGGGAAUGGGACGGCACCGAUUUGUUUCCGGGAGCGAAUGCGUGCCAGUGAGGACAAACUAGAGGCUCUGAAAAGACUUCGGCACUCCAAUCUUGUGGAUUUUAUUGGUUUUAAGAUAUAUAGGCCCUUAGACUCCUUCGAUGCCCAAGACAGCACCUGGAGAGUAUAUCUUCUUCUUGAAUAUGCAAACAAAGGGUCCCUAUCCGAGUUCCUGGACAUCGUUGGGAACGUGUCGGUGGAAAUUAUCCGUGGUUGGAUGAUCCAAUUGCUCGAAGCUCUUGAGUUUUAUCAUCGCAGCGGAUUUGUGCAUGGGGAUAUCCACUGCGGACGCAUUCUGCUUUUCAGGAACCCGCAAGGCGGCACCAUUGUAAAGCUGCAAGGAAGCAUUGAAGAUGCGCUCCCGGAUACGGAGAACAGCAAGAGAGCCCUGACGAUCUCAAAGUCACCCUUCUGGAUGCCUCCCGAGCUCACACAAGAAAGUACGCCUCCAACAAUGAAAACGGAUGUAUGGGACAUGGGCAUAGUGUUUCUGCAGAUGGCAUUUGGUAAAGAUGUGUUGCAGCGGUAUACUUCAGCGAACGCACUCAUGGGAACUUUGGGUUUGUCAGCACCUUUGCAGGACUUGCUGCAUGAGUUUUUCAGACCAGAUCCGAAGAAGCGUCCGACCGCUUUCCAACUCCAACCAUUCGAGUUCUUCCGGGUCGACACACCUUUGAUUGCUCGUACGAGUACUUCGAACUCAGUGUCACUGCCCAGACGCCCACGCCUUGACUCGACUGGGGGGCUUCCCGCUUUCUCGCGAUACAACCAAGACUUUGAUGAAGCGGGGCGCCUGGGCAAAGGUGGCUUUGGACAGGUUGUAAAGGCCAGGAAUAAGCUUGAUGGUCGAUUUUAUGCGAUUAAAAAGAUUUCUCAAAGGUCAGCCUCGGCCCUCAAAGAUACUCUUUCGGAGAUUAUGCUGCUCUCGCGACUCAAUCACCCAUACGUGGUUCGCUAUUUCACUGCAUGGCUGGAAGAAGAGUAUGACCAGGUCGACGAAGAAGCCAUCUCAUCGACGGAGGGAGACCCAUUUGCUAGUCGGGACGCAAACGGUUUUGACUAUAGCACUGGAGGGCUUGACUUUAUCAGCUCCAGCGGUUAUCCCAAGAUCGAGUUUGCUUCUGACAGUGACGACGAACAUGAUGCAAGCCUAUCUCAAGGAGGUGGAACAGAGUCUUAUGAUGCGUAUCGCGAGGAGAGCGCCGCGGGGACUGAGCUUAGUCGAGUCAGGUCCGGUUCUCAGGGUAGAGCCCAUCUUACAACGCUUUAUAUACAGAUGGAGUAUUGCGAGAAACAUACUCUUCGCGACUUGAUAAAGAACGGCUUGUACGAUGAUAUCGAUCGUUCAUGGCGCCUGUUUCGACAAAUUCUUGAUGGGCUUAGUCAUAUCCAUAGCCACGGCAUUAUACACCGCGACCUGAAACCAGAUAACAUCUUCAUUGAUGUGGCAAGCAAUCCAAGAAUUGGAGAUUUCGGCCUGGCUACCAGUGGGCAGUUUACCACAGCUGUGCGUUCGUCGACUACCGCAGAUUUUGAAGGCAACCUCACGCGAAGUCUUGGGACUACUUACUAUGUCGCUCCGGAGAUGAAGUCUGGCUUCGCAGGUCACUAUAACGAGAAAGUCGAUAUGUACUCGUUGGGUAUAAUAUUCUUCGAGAUGUGCCACCCUUUGCCCACGGGUAUGGAGCGCGACCAGACUCUACGGGCGAUCCGAGAAGAACAUCAUACUCUUCCACCGACUUUCCAGUACUCGGAAAAGGCAGUGCAGGGAAACAUUAUCGAAUCUCUAUUGAGUCAUAACCCAAAGGAACGGCCAUCUGCCUCGGAACUUCUUCAGAGCGGCAAGAUUCCUCUCCAGGUUGAAGAAGAGACAUUUAGACGAGCGAUCGUGCAUCUCCUCUCUGAUCCAAAUGCCCCCGACUACAAGAAGAUUCUUUCGGCCAUCUUCUCGCAGUCGCCCAAAAAAUACGAAGAUAUUGCCUGGGAUGUGGACUCACGUGCUGCUCCUGCUGCCAAUGAGUUACUCGUUCAGAGUUUAGUCAAAGAGCGCCUGACCGCUAUAUUCCGCAGACAUGGGGCGGUUGAGACUACUCGGCAAAUGCUGUUCCCUCGGUCCCAACACUAUAGAAGCGGAGCCGUUCGACUGCUUGACGCGUCGGGUAAUCAGCUUCAGCUGCCAUUCGACCUCACCUUGCCGAAUGCACGCUCUAUCUCUAGACAGGACCCGUCACUAGAGAAAACAUUCGCUUUCGGCACAGUCUAUCGAGAGAUGCCCCAUGGCAGCGAGCCCAGAACUCACAAAGAAGUUGACUUUGAUAUCGUAUCGCACAAUACACUUGACCUGGCGUUGAAAGAAGCGGAAGUUAUCAAGGUCCUCGACGAGAUCAUUGAAGAGUUCCCACCGCUAAGGUCGUCACCGAUGAGUUUCCUCAUAAAUCACUCCGACCUUCUGCAGCUCAUCAUGGAAUUUUGUCGCAUCACUCCCUCUCAGGUGCCGUUGGUCAAGGAGGUUAUCAGCAAGUUGAAUUUCGGCAAAUGGACGAUGCAGAAGAUCAGAAGUGAACUCCGAUCGCCAGCCAUCGGAGUCGCCUCUACGUCGUUGGACGACUUGGCCAGAUUUGAUUUCAGAGACACUCCUAAGCAGGCUCAAAACCGGCUCAGGUCCAUCAUGGAAGGUACUGAGUUCGCUGAGCGACUGGCGCCUAUCUUCGCUCGCAUGAACAUACUCGUGACGUACUUGCAAGGCUUCGACGUCAAACGGAAGGUCUAUGUCAACCCUCUUGGAAGUCUGAACGACAAGUUCUUCAGAGGCAGUAUCCUUUUCCAAUGUGUUUUUGACACUAAGCGACGGGACGUCUUUGCAGCUGGCGGUCGCUAUGACCGGUUGGUGCAAGAAUUCAGUCCGAAGGGUCGAACGAGCUGCUCUCAAACACAUGCAGUUGGCUUUAAUCUGAGCUGGGACAGACUCGGCUCCGCUAUGCUCGAGUAUCUCAAAAGUACGACGAAAGCACCUACCAAACAUGCUGAAUCAGAUGCUGGGGCUUUUUGGAAGACCAGGAGGUGUGACGUGCUCGUUGCAAGCUUCGACGCGACAGUGCUGCGCACAAUGGGUGUCAAGCUUGUACAGGAUUUAUGGGCUAGUGAUAUCAGCGCUGAAUUGGCCGUCGACGCUUCAUCAUUGGAAGAGCUCCUCUCUGAGUACAAAGAGCACAACCAUAGCUGGAUUGUCAUUGCAAAACAAGAUAGUAAGGAGCGAGGCUUCAAAGUGAGGUGUCUCGCUCCCAAAGAAGAACUCGACAUCAGGAGCUCCGAACUUAUCCCUUGGCUUCGGAACGAGAAACGUGCACGCAAUCAACGCGAGGGCGGACCCGACCUGCGGCAGUCGCGAUUGCCAAGUCAGUCAGAUGCGAUUGCUGGAGCUAGUGAAAGAUCGAGCGACGUACGCAUCUUGAGCUCUCAGCACCGGAGCAAGAAGACGAACAGACGAAACAUCGUCGAGUCUGCUCUCCUUCGUUCUCGGGAGGUAGUUGAGAAGGCAAUCAACGGGCCCAUUGCGGCCAUUGACACUAGAGAUGACCUGCUUGAAGCAAUCAGGGAUACACGCCUGUCGGAUCCGGAAAGCUGGCGCUCAGUCAUUCAAAGUGCCCCGUUGACUGAGCGAAAGUACCUCAGCCAGGUGCACGAACUACUACUGGACCUUUCCAAUGAAUGUCGCGCGAACGAUGGCCCGGACAGUGUCAGCAAUGCCUUCAUUUACAACUACCGGACGGGGUCGUGUCUGUAUUAUGACCUUGGACGUGGAAAUGAAAAGUAA